This is a messenger RNA of Sinocyclocheilus grahami, 1260 nucleotides long. RefSeq names its product thioredoxin domain-containing protein 12-like. The coding region runs from base 66 to 590 and encodes 174 amino acids. Gene Ontology annotation, cellular component: endoplasmic reticulum. The record is from RefSeq and is a predicted model, not a curated record. NCBI's taxonomy places the organism in Eukaryota, Metazoa, Chordata, Actinopteri, Cypriniformes, Cyprinidae. The transcript has 7 exons.
AUUUAGGACCCGGCGGGAUUCUAUCCGGUACAUCCAGGCACAGCUCAAGGCUAGCGACCAUCGGAAUGAAAAUGCCGUCGUCUUUAUUCAGCAUUUCUCUGGUUUCUUUUAUACUGGUUUUUAUUGCGUCACAUUUCGGAGAGGUGUUAGCUGAUGACAAAGAACGAGGAUUUGGGGACCAUAUUCACUGGCGGAGCCUUGAGGAUGGGAAGAAGGAGGCUGAAGCAAGUGGGCUCCCUCUGAUGGUCAUUAUUCACAAGACUUGGUGUGGAGCCUGUAAAGCAUUAAAGCCCAAGUUUGCUGAAUCAAAGGACAUCUCUGAGUUGGCUCACAACUUUGUCAUGGUUAACUUGGAGGAUGAAGAGGAGCCAAAAGAUGAGGCCUUUAGCCCAGAUGGCGGUUACAUUCCAAGAAUACUUUUCCUUGAUCCCACUGGUAAAGUCCACUCGGAGAUCACGAACAAGAAUGGCAACCCCAACUACAAAUACUUCUACAGCAAUGCAGAUCAAGUUGUGGCUAGCAUGAAGGAAGCUCAAGAGAAGCUGACUGGUGAUGCCUUCAGGACCGUUCACAUCGGGGAUGAACUCUAAGAAGGGCAAAAGCAGCAUGGAAAGAUCUUAGCCAGUACACAUUAGAGCCAUCCAUCACCAACCUCAACUCCUGUCAUUUAAUUUGAUCUACUAUAGCACAAGACAAGCUUAAAAAAAUGAAGGAAUUUAUAAUGCAUUUACGGAUUAUAUUUCAAGGUAUCGCAGCUUGCGGUAGAUUGGCUUAUUAUUUUGAGAACCAAAGCAUACUUACUGUCCAUGUCACAUAAUGGGUGCUAAAAGUUUUUUUUUUUUUCAUCAUCUUGCAUUUCAGAAGAUCAAAGCUGACGUGUCCAUAUUGAUUAUUCAUGUUGAAAACAUUUGACCCUCUUGACUGCAUUCUUAAGGCACUCCACAUUUUUUCUGACUAAGAAACACGCCAGUAAGGCAUUUCUCAUGUGCUUCCAAGCCAUAUCUUGUAAGCUGUGGUAAAACUGAUCCAGUUACACAGUCACUUAUACGAAGAGCCUUAUAAACCCUAAACUGUACCCACCUAAAAACUAUGUAUGUUUUCAUGAGCGUACCAGUUCUAUUGUGUUAACGUUUUUAGAAAUGCUAAUAGUAUCUCUUAAACUGGCCAAGUUUUUGUCCUCAAUAUAUGGAGUCGCCUUUAAUUUUAAAUACAGAUUUUUACUAUUGACAGUACCUGUAAUUUAAGGCCUAUAAUGUGAGG